CCUAGCAAAUAAACCAGCAGCUGCUGGUCCAUGAAACAAGUUGCCACCACAAACAGAGCACUGUAUGCAUGGGACAGGAUGUCUUCAUGGAGCCCUUCAGCAGCACUGCCAGGGUCUUUCAGUGCAAAAUAUACCUCCUUCUCUUAGGUGCUUGCUCUGGGCUGAAGGUAGCAGUGCCGUCACACACCAUCCAUGGCAUCAGGGGCCAAGCCCUCUACCUCCCUGUGCACUACGGAUUCCACACUCCGGCAUCAGACAUACAGAUCAUAUGGCUGUUUGAGAGACCCCACACAAUGCCCAAAUACUUACUGGGCUCCGUGAACAAGUCUGUGGUUCCCGACUUGGAAUACCGACACAAAUUCACCAUGAUGCCACCCAAUGCGUCUCUGCUGAUCAACCCACUGCAGUUCACUGAUGAAGGCAAUUACAUCGUGAAGGUCAACAUUCAGGGAAAAGGAACUCUGUCCGCUAGUCAGAAGAUACAAGUCACUGUUGAUGAUCUUGUCACAAACCCGGUGGUGCAGACUCAGCCUUCCUCUGGGGCUGUGGAGUAUGUCGGGAACCUGACCCUGACAUGCCUUGUGGAGGGCGGCACCCGGCUGGUUUACCAGUGGCUAAAAAAUGGGAAGUAUAUCCACGCCGGCCCCACCUAUACCUUUUCACCCCAAAACAACACCCUUCAUAUUGCUCCAGUGACCAAGGAAGACAUUGGGAAUUACAGCUGCUUGGUGAAGAACCCUGUCAGUGAGAUGGAAAGCGGCAUCAUUAUGCCUACCAUAUAUUAUGGACCUUAUGGACUUCACGUUAAUUCUGAUAAAGGGCUAAAAGUAGGGGGAGUGUUUACUGUUGACGUUGGAGAAGCCAUCUUGUUUGAUUGUUCUGCUGACUCUUAUCCCCCCAACACCUACUCCUGGAUCCGGAAGACUGACAAUACAACCUAUGUCAUUAAGCAUGGGCCUCACUUGGAAGUAGCAUCUGAGAAAGUAGCCCAGAAGACAACUGAUUACGUGUGCUGUGCUUAUAACAACGUAACUGGACGGCGAGAUGAAACUCAUUUCACAGUCAUCAUCACUUCUGUAGGACUGGACAAGCUUGCACAAAAAGGGAAAUCGUUGUCCCCUUUGGCAAGUAUAACUGCAGUAUCACUCUUUUUGAUUAUAUCCAUGUGUCUUCUCUUCCUAUGGAAAAAAUAUCUACCCUGCAAAGUUAUAAAACAGAAGAUAGAAGGCAGGCCAGAAACAGAAUACAGGAAAGCUCAAACAUUUUCAGGCCAUGAAGAUGCUCUGGAUGACUUUGGAAUCUACGAAUUCGUUGCUUUUCCAGAUGCUUCUGGUGUUCCCAGGAGGCCAAGUAGGUCUGUUCCAGCCUGUGAUGGCGUAUCAGGACAAGAUUUGCACAGUACAAUUUAUGAAGUUAUUCAGCAUAUCCCUGCCCAACAGCAAGACCAUCCAGAGUGAGCAUUGAUGGGCAAAGCUGUGCACUGGAGUGAAAUAAUGGACCAUUUUGAGGGAAAACAGUGGAAAUGCACAUUCAUCCAAAAUCAGUGAAGAAAUCGAGCCCCAUACCUCUUACUCAUUACUCCUUUUAAAUGCAGAAUAGAGUCAUUCAUAAAAAUUGGACUGCAGGUUUUACGGUACACACACAAUGCCUUGUGCUACAGAGAAGUGUGGUGGGGGAACAGUCCUCAGUAGCCGGUCUUUAUCAUGAAUACUUGGAGGAAAAGGAGGGGACUUUCCCAUUGCUCUUUUUGUAUCAGGUUUCUCUAAAAAGCUCAAUUGGUUCUAAUUUAUACUUUCAUCUUCAUCAACAUUGGCACUACCCUAUCUAAGCCACAAAUGUGGAAACUUCUUCAUAUUUGUAAAAUUUUUAACAGGCAUACUAAAUUCUCAUUACUGUUAAACUGGUAUGUUAAUUUUUUAAAUUUCAUUCCCAGAUUUCCUUCUUGCUCUUUGUGCCACAGAUUAGUAAGGAUGGUUGCCACAGAAGCAAGACUGCCUUUCCUAGGUUGUCAGUCACCUCGAUCACCGGUGGCAUUUCUGAAAAGACUUAUAUGACACUGAUGAAAAUUACUUAACUAGAGUCUUAUUUUUAUUUUUUGUUCAAGGAAAGAUGGUUUCAAAUAAAUUAUUCAGGUUUUGCUUUUAUAUGGCCUUGAUUCUUUGUCUUGUAGAGUAAAAAUUUACAUAAAAGAUUGUAGAAUUAGAUUUUUUUAUCCUUAUUUCACAAUGUGCAAUAAAGCGUAUAUUACAGAGAACUACUCAAAUAAGAAUCUUGCUCUC
Manis pentadactyla (Chinese pangolin) is the source of this 2279-nucleotide messenger RNA. RefSeq names its product HEPACAM family member 2 (gene HEPACAM2). Lineage: Eukaryota; Metazoa; Chordata; Mammalia; Pholidota; Manidae. The record is from RefSeq and is a predicted model, not a curated record. The transcript has 10 exons. Bases 69 to 1457 code for a protein of 462 amino acids.